GGGAGACACCACUGCUCCGGGGGGCUGACCUGGCGGGGAGUGGCAGCGCAAUCCGCUCCCGCACCGCUUUGUGCGCCCAGCCCGUGGCCCCUCGGCUCCCGGGUCUGCCCCCUGGGACAGCCCCCUGCCCCGCCCCAGUCAUGCAACUCUACCUGCCUCUCCUCUGCGGACCUUUGGGAAGCUGCCGCCCACCCCGGGGUCUCGGGCCCUGACCCUGCCAGGCAGCGGGUAGGUGUCCGCCCGGGGCCCGCUCGCGCCCCUCGUGCCCGCCGAGGCCCUGGGCUCUCAAGUUGUGGGGACCAGCGCGAGUUGGAAAGUUUACCCGAGGGCUGGUGCGGGCUCGGAGCAGGGGGCACGCGCGCUGCCCUCGGAGCCGGAGCGGGCCAGUGGCAUUCAUCAUGAGACUUUUGGGAUCGUUGGUAGAAGGGAUUUUAGAACCACCAGUCUUUGGAUUAAGUCGGGUGAAAGAGGAAAGAGGGACAUCAUUUCUGGGUGUGGGCAGUGCCCACCACAAUGCCUUCCUUACACAUAACCAAAAUUUUGUGCGACUGAACUCAACCAUGGUACAUCCAAAUUCUCCUCAGAGGCGAGACUUCCCAAAGGACCAAUGACUCUGUUCCUUGUGCCCUUCCAUUUUUUCCUACCCCGUAACUAUGUCUCGAUCCCGCCAUGCAAAGCCUUCCAGAUUAGUCAGGAAGGAAGAUCUAAACAGAAAGAAGAGCAGCCAACUGAAGAAGACAUCUAAGUCAGCCAAUAAAAAUGUGGGAUCAGUCAAGACUGUGAGCCCUGGAAAAGUAUUAAAGCAAUUAAUUCAAGAAAGAGAUGUUAAGAAAAAAAUAGAACCCAAAACACCUAUGCCAGUCAGAAGCCUUCUGACAAGAGCUGGCGCGGCACGAAUGAAUUUGGAUAGGACUGAGGUUCUUUUUCAGAACCCAGAGUCCUUAACUUGCAAUGGGUUUACAAUGGCUCUCCGAAGCACCUCUCUUAGCAGGCGGCUCUCCCAACCUCCAGUGAUCAUAGCCAAACCUAAGAAAAUUCCACCUCCUAAGCAUUUAGAAAAGCAUCAUGAAUGUGAUUAUAAUGUAGUUACUGACAAAGGAGUAAAACACUCAGAAAAUGACUCCAUUCCAACCCAAGUUCCCCUAAUUGCUCCUGAUACAGAGUCUUUAAUUGGCGUACAAAAUGCAUCUGUAAUUAAAGGCGAGAGCCAAGAGACAACCCAGUCUUGGUCCCAAAAAGUGGAGGAUUCCAAAAUAAAUACUUCCACUCACAGUGGCCCUGCAGUAGAGAUCCCUUCUGGGUCAUUGGAAGGGACACAUGGUGGUGAAGGACUCUCUAAGGAAACAUUGACUGAUCCAAGUGAUCCCCCCACAGUGUUUGCUCAGGACACUCUGUGUGCUCCUUUGCUCCAAAGAGCAGCCCUCAAGGUUACUUGUGAAGGAAAUUCCAGCAUUCAGUUAGAAGAUUUGGGUUCACGAGUAGAAUCUCUUAAGCUCUCUGAUUCUUACGUGGAUCCCAUCAAAAGUGAACAUGAUUGCUACCCCACCUCCAGCUUUAAUAAGGUUAUACCUGAAUUGGACCUUAGAAACUGUUUGUCUAUUGGUGGGUCAAUAUAUCCUACCUCAUUAAUAAAACUCCUCCUGGCAGGCUCGGAACAAGAAACCCUUGGUGCUAAACCAGAUAAUCAAGAAGUACUCAAAGCUACCCCAGACCAACAGGAAAUUCCUGAUACCAGCCCUGUCAUAGGACAGGCUUUUAGUGCUGUCCCACAUCGAUGGGAAGUUCCUGGUGCUAACCCAGUACACGGAGAGGCUCUGGAUGAGACCCCAGCCCCACCUGAGAUUCCUGGUGCUAUUCCAGUCCAAGGAGAGGUCUUCGGUGCUAUCCUAGACCAACAAAUCCUUGGAAUGGGUGGUAGUACUGCCUCAGACCCCCCUAUCUUUGUUCCUGCUCCACUAAACCCAGUUGCUACCUAUAAUAUUCUCCCAGAAUGGCCUGAGCCCCAGAGCACUGUUUCAUAUGGGCUUGAGGUCCAGAGCGCUAUGCAGAUUUUGCCUUUGGGCUCAGGUCACACUCCUCAGCCAUCAAUAAGCUCAGAGAUAAAUUCAGUACCUCCUGUGAUGACUAUUAGCAACAUAGAAAAUCAGAAGCAGGUUCAUAUAAGCUUUCUGCCAGGUAACACUCAGCCCUUCACGUUAGGCCCCGAGAGAGGACUCCUCCAUGCUUCACAGGGCCUUACCCAACUCUCCCAGGCUGGUCCCAGCAAAUUGGAAGGAGGGAGCUCCCAGAUCAGUGUGCCCAGCAUGGUUGACAUCAAUACCACAGUGGUGUCUAGGCCAGGUUCAGUUGCCAGGGCCUCCUCUUCUCGUACAACUUUGCUACCUACUUUGGAAAAGAAGAAACGAAAGCGGUGUGGUGUAUGUGAGCCCUGCCAGCAGAAGACCAAUUGUGGUGAAUGUACCUACUGCAAGAACAGAAAGAACAGCCACCAGAUCUGUAAAAAGAGGAAAUGUGAGGAACUGAAAAAGAAACCAUCUGCCACUGUGCCUUCGGAGGUUAUAAAAGAAAACAAGAGGCCCCAGAGGGAAAAGAAGCCCAAAGUUUUAAAGGCUGAUUUUGACAAAAAACCAGUAAAUGGCCCCAGGUCAGAAUCCAUGGAAUACAGUAGAUGCCAUGGGGAGCAACAGAGAUUGGAAUUAAGCCCACCUCCCCUUGAAAAUGUAACUAAAAAUGAAGAAAGUAUGACAGGUAUUGAAGCGGAGAAGUGGACACAAAAUAAGAAAUCACAUUUAACUGAUCAUGUCAAAGGAGAAUUUAAGGCAAUUGUGACAGAAGCUGAAAAACUGAAGAACUCUGAAGAUGAAAAGAAGAAAGUCCUACUCACCGAGUUACCGGAACCUCAAAAAUUGUUUGCACAAACUGUAAGAAACGGCAUUAAAAAUGUACACUAUUUACCAACUGAGACCCAUGUGUCUUUUAAAAAAUUCAAUAUUGAAGAAUUUGGCAAGGCAUUCGAAAACAACUCCUAUAAAUUCCUGAAAGACACUGCCAACCAUAAUGCCAUGAGCUCCAUUGCCACUAGUGUGAGUUGUGAUCAUCUCAAGGAGAGAAGUAAUGUUUCAGUCUUCCAGAAGCCCAGUUUUAACUGCAAGUCUAUCCCAGAUCCAGCAAAUUUCAACUUAAGUUGUCAUACCAGUACAUACAAUGAAACUGAUCAACCCAAAUCUCUAGAAAAUAUACCCAGUAAAGAAUCAAAAGAUGGAUCUCCAGUUCAACCAAGUCUUCUAUCCCUAAUGAAAGAUAGGAGAUUAACAUUGGAGCAAGUGGUGGCCAUAGAAGCUCUGACUCAACUGUCAGAAGCUCCAUCAGAAAAUUCUUCACCAUCAAAGUCCGAGAAGGAUGAAGAAUCAGAGCACAGAACAGCAAAUUUGCUUAAUAGCUGUAAAGCUAUCCUUUAUUCGGUAAAAAAAGACCUCCAAGAGCCAACCUUACAGGGGGAGCCAGAAAGCCUUCAUCACUAUCCAUCUUUGGAAAAGCAAAGUUCAUGCAGCACAGUGGUUUUCAAUGGCCAAAAUAUUUCCAAGUCACACAACAACUCAACUGCUAACCAAGCAUCUACAAAGUCACAGGAAUAUUCAAAAGUCACAAGUUCAGGAUCUCUGCUCAUACCAAAUUCAAAUUCGUCUAAAAUCGACAUCAGUAAAAAUGUUGCUCAAGCUAGAAUUACCAUUGACAGUAGUAAGACUUUGCAUCAGAUGCCACCAACAAGUGAUACACUGGGGCAUUGUAACCAGUCACUGGCCAACAGUAAACAGAUAGAUUCAAAAGAUGAUUCAUCAUGUCAAGAUACAGUUCAUAGUAAAAUAGAGGAAGAUGUUGCAACACAGUUAACACAACUUGCAUCAAUAAUUAAAUUCAAUUAUAUAAAACAACAGGACAAAAAGGUUGAAAGUACAUCAUCAAGCCUUGUUGCAUACAACGCCCAGCAAAAAAACAGUCCGGGGAAAAUCACAGUACAACAGAAACCACCGUGCAGUGUACAAAACAAUCAUAGUUCAUCAUUAACAAAGCACAAGAACACAACACAGAAAAAGACAAAAUCUACCCCAUCAAGAGAUCGACGGAAAAAGAAGCCUAUAGUACUAACUUGUCAAGAUAAUGACCAGAAAAAGCGGGAACAGUUGUCAUAUGAGUAUAGUAAGUUACAUGACAUUUGGAUAGCAUCUAAAUUUCAAAGAUUUGGUCAAUUUGGUCCACAUGAUUUUCCUAUUCUGUUAGGAAAAAUUCCUCCCCUCACCAAAGUAUGGAAACCACUGACUCAAACAACUUCAGCGUUGGAACACAAAAAAUUAUUUCCUCCACUCACUCAGAUCAAAUUUGAGCGUUAUUAUCCCGAAUUAGCACAGGAGAAAACCAUGAAGGUUGAACCGUUGGAUUCUCUCCCAUUAUUCCAGUUAAAAACAGAAUCCAAUGGGCAGGCGUUUACAGAAAAAGUUUAUAAUUCUCAGGUACAGCCAUCCGUGAAUGUCAAUCAGAAAGCUCAUCCUUUACUCCAGGCUUCCUCUCCAACUAACCAGUGUGCUAAUGUAAUGAUUGGCGAAGACCAAACACAAUUCCAGCAGGACAUGAAAGACCAAGUCAUGCAUCAGAGACUGCCAACAUUGCCUGGUAUCUCUCAUGAGACCCCCUUACCAGACCCAGCACAAAUUCUCAGGAAUGUAAAUGUAGUAUGUUCAGGUGGAAUUACAGUGGUUUCUACAAAAACUGAAGAGGACGUCUGUUCAUCCAGUGUUGGAGCAUCAGAAUUUCCCCCAGUAGACAGUGCACAGAAAAGUUUUAAUGAUUAUGCCAUGAACUUCUUUACCAAUCCUACAAAAAACCUGGUGUCUACAACGAAAGAUUCUGAUUUGCCAACCUGCAACUGUCUUGAUCGAGUUAUACAAAAAGACAAAGGCCCAUAUUAUACACACCUUGGGGCAGGACCAAGUGUUGCUGCUAUCAGGGAAAUCAUGGAGAAUAGGUAUGGUCAAAAGGGAAACGCAAUAAGGAUAGAAAUUGUAGUGUACACGGGAAAGGAAGGGAAAAGCUCUCAUGGGUGUCCAAUUGCUAAGUGGGUUUUAAGAAGGGGCAGCGAUGAAGAGAAAGUUCUUUGUUUGGUUCGGCAGCGUACGGGCCACCAUUGUCCGACAGCCGUGAUGGUGGUCCUCAUCAUGGUAUGGGACGGCAUUCCUCUCCCCAUGGCCGACAGAUUGUACACGGAGCUCACCGAAAAUCUAAAGUCCUACAAUGGUCAUCCCACAGACCGAAGAUGCACACUGAAUGAAAAUCGUACCUGCACAUGUCAAGGAAUUGAUCCUGAGACUUGUGGAGCGUCAUUUUCUUUCGGUUGCUCUUGGAGCAUGUACUUCAAUGGAUGUAAAUUUGGUAGAAGCCCAAGCCCUAGAAGAUUUAGAAUUGAUCCAAGCUCUCCGUUACACAACUACUAUGAAAGAAUUACUAAAGGACGUAAUCCAGAAAGAAGAUGUAUGAAACCGGAACCAAUCUGUCCGGGACACGAGGCCAUGGAAAAAAACCUUGAAGACAAUUUACAGAGUUUGGCAACACGAUUAGCUCCAAUUUAUAAGCAGUAUGCUCCGGUUGCUUACCAAAACCAGGUAGAAUAUGAACAUGUUGCCCGAGAAUGUCGGCUUGGCAGCAAAGAAGGUCGUCCUUUCUCUGGUGUCACUGCUUGCCUAGACUUCUGUGCUCAUCCCCACAGGGACAUUCACAACAUGAAUAAUGGAAGCACUGUGGUUUGUACUUUAACACGAGAAGAUAACCGCUCCUUGGGGGUUAUUCCUCAAGAUGAGCAGCUUCAUGUGCUACCGCUCUACAAACUCUCAGACACAGAUGAGUUUGGCUCUAGUGAAGGAAUGGAAGCCAAGAUCAAAUCUGGGGCCAUCGAGGUGCUCACACCCCGCCGUAGAAAAAGAACACGUUUCACUCAGCCCAUUCCUCGUUCUGGGAAGAAGAGGGCAGCAAUGAUGACAGAAGUUCUUGCACAUAAGAUAAGAGCUGUGGAGAAGAAAUUCAUUCCUCGAAUCAAGCGGAAGAAUAACUCGACCACAAACAAUAACAAAGCUUCAUCGCUGUCGCUCAUAGGGAAUAAAACCGAAGCCUUGCAACUUGAAAUAAAAAAUGAAAAUGAACCCCAUUUUAUCUUCAAAGGUUCGGACAACACUAAAACCUAUUCAUUGACCCCAUCCAUUCCUCACGCGUGGAAAGAGGCAAACAUACCUCCAGGUCUCUCCUGGUCCCCUAAGACUGUGUUGGCCACAACAGCUCCUUUUAAGAACGAUGCGUCGACAGUUUCCUACGGGUUUUCAGAAAGAAGUAGCAAUCCUCACUGCACAAUGCCUUCUGCCAGACACGGUGGUGCUAAUGCAGCUGCGGGGGAAGGCGCUGGAAUUGCACAGCCUGGUGAAAUGGUUCCUCUUCCCACCUUGUCUACUCCCAUGACUGAUUCCUUGGUUUAUUCUGAGCCUCCCACUGGUCCAUCUGAACAUCUAACUUCUAAUCAUCCAAGCCAGCAACCCCCAUUCACCGCAUCUCCUCAUGGCCUUGCGUCCUCUCUGGUGGAAGAAGAUGAGCCACACUCUGAAGUAGAUGAGCCUCUCUCAGAUGACCCCCUCUCAGACGACCCCCUGUCACCUGCUGAGGAGAAAUUGCCCCACAUAGAUGAGUACUGGUCAGACAGUGAGCACAUUUUCUUGGAUGCCAACAUUGGCGGGGUGGCGAUAGCGCCCGCUCACGGCUCCGUUUUGAUCGAGUGCGCCCGGCGAGAGCUGCAUGCCACGACUCCUGUCGAACACCCAAACCGGAACCAUCCCACACGCCUCUCCCUUGUCUUCUACCAGCACAAAAACCUGAACAAGCCCCAACAUGGAUUUGAACUAAACAAAAUUAAGUUUGAGGCGAAAGAAGCUAAGAAUAAGAAAACUAAGGCCUCCGAGCAGAAAGACCAGGCAGCUACUGAGGGUCCUGAAAUGUCCCCCGAAGUUAAUGAAUUGAACCAAAUUCCUUCUCACAAAGCAUUAACGUUAACCCAUGACAAUAUUGUCACAGUGUCCCCCUAUGCUCUCACACAUGUUGCAGGGCCCUACAACCAUUGGGUCUGAAAGCUUUUCUCCCCUUCUUAAUGCCUUUGCUAGUUUUGUGUAUUUUUUCAAGGUGCUGUUAAAAGAAAGUCAUGUUGUCGUUUACUUAUAUCUUCAUCUCACCCAUUUGAAGGCUGAGGUAACAAAAAAAAAUGGGGUGGGUAUUUCUUAA
Molecule: messenger RNA, 7308 nt
Organism: Suricata suricatta (meerkat)
Lineage: Eukaryota; Metazoa; Chordata; Mammalia; Carnivora; Herpestidae
Gene: TET1
Product: tet methylcytosine dioxygenase 1
Exons: 14
Coding region: 654-7157 (2167 amino acids)
Biological process (GO): oxidative demethylation; positive regulation of transcription by RNA polymerase II
Cellular component (GO): nucleus
Molecular function (GO): zinc ion binding; DNA 5-methylcytosine dioxygenase activity; DNA binding
Source: RefSeq, a predicted model, not a curated record